AUGGCACAGCGAGGACGAAGACUGGAGAGGAAGAAUGUUGGUGACAAACUCUGCUGUUCGAUCUGUUUGGAUCUGCUGAAGGAUCCGGUGACUCUUCCCUGUGGACACAACUACUGUAUGAACUGUAUUAAAAGGCACUGGGAUGAAGAGGAUCAGAAACACAUCCACAGCUGUCCUCAGUGCAGACAGACCUUCAUACCGAGGCCUGCUCUGGUUAAAAACACCAUGUUAGCAGAGUUGGUGGAGGAGAUGAAGAAGACUGGACUCCAACCUGAUGUAGCCUGUGACGUCUGCACUGGGAGGAAGCUGAAAGCCAUCAAGUCCUGUCUGCAGUGUCUGGUCUCUUACUGUGAGCAGCACCUCCGGCCUCACUACAACGUAGCUGCAUUAAAGAAACACAUACUGGUCAGCCCCUCUGAGAAUCUUCAGGAGAACAUCUGCACUAAUCACAAUGAGGUGAUGAAGAUUUUCUGCCGCACUGAUCAGCAGUGUAUCUGUUAUCUGUGCUCCAUAGAUGAACAUAGAGACCACUACAUCGUCUCAGCUGCCACUGAAAAGAAUGAGAGGCAGAAAGAGCUGAAACUGUGUCAUGAAAAAAUUCAUCAGAAAAUCAAGGACAGGGAGGAAUAUGUGAUGGUGUUCCAACAGCGGAUGGAGGCCAUCAAUUACUCUGCUAAUGAAGCAGUGAGGGACAGUGAGAAGAUCUUCAAUGAGCUGAUGCUCCUCAUUGAGAAGAGAAGCUCUGAUAUCAAGCAGCAGAUCAGAUCCCAGCAGGAAACUGAACUAAACAGAACCAGAGAGCUUUUACAACAAGUCCAACAAGAGCUCAGUGAACUGAAAAGAAAAGAUGUUCAACUGGAAGAGCUCUCUCACACAGAGGAUCUUAUCAGGUUUCUGCACACAUUCCCAUCGCUCUCAUAUAUUUGUGAAUCCACCUUAUAUAAGGCACCUCGCAUCACACUUUCUCCUAUGGCGUACUUUAAGGAUGUGGUGGGAGCUGUAUCAGAGAUGAAGGAUGAACUACAGCGCAUGCUUUCUGACAGAUGGCAAAAACGUUCACAGACAGUAACUAACGUAAGAGUGUGUUUGCCACAAGCAAAGCCCAAGACCACAUUCUCGAACACAAUUGAUGAUUACUAUUUAAAUGAUGAUGAGCUAUUUGGAUCCCAGUACACAGGGUACAGAACACCACCAUCAGCUGACUUGAAAAGGUCUUCCUCUAGACGAGCUGGAGGUGAGGAAGAGGAAAACCUGAGCAUCUCUGCUGAGACUGCAGACCCAGAACAUGCCAUCUGCCCCCACACCUUCACCAGGCCACCCCCCGCCCCACAAAACCUCCAGGAGAUCGUCUGCCCUCGCCACAAUGAGGUGAUGAAGAUUUUCUGCCGCACUGAUCAGAAGUGUAUCUGUUAUCUGUGCCCCAUAGAUGAACAUAAAGGCCAUGAAACAGUCCCAGCUUCAGAAGAAAGGACUGAAAGGCAGAGAGAGCUCAACCCAUGUCGUGGAAAAAUUCAGGAGAGAAUUCAGGAGAGAGAAAAGGAUGUGAAUGGGAUUCAGCAGGAGGUGGAAGCCAUUAAUCACUCUGCUGAUAAAGCUGUGAGGCACACUGAGAAGCUCUUUAAUGAGCUGAUCCUCCUCAUCCAGAAGAGAUGCUCUGAUAUCAAGCAGCAGAUCAGAACCCAGCAGGAAACUGAAGUGAAUCGAGCCAAAGAGCUUGUGGAAGAUCUGGAGGAGGAAAUCACUCAACUGAACAGAAAAGAUGUGGAACUGGAGAAGCUCUCUCACACAGAGGAUCACACCCAGUUUCUGAACAUGUUUCCAUCGCUCACAGAUCUCAGUGAAUCUUCCGAAUCACGAUGCCCCACACCCCGUCCUCUGCGUUACUUUAAUGAAGUGGAAGCUGCUGUAUCAGAGAUGAAUGAUAUACUGCAGAGCAUUCUCCAGAAGGGAUGGAAAAAAAUUUAA
This is a messenger RNA of Archocentrus centrarchus (flier cichlid), 1965 nucleotides long. RefSeq names its product E3 ubiquitin/ISG15 ligase TRIM25-like. The transcript is spliced from 3 exons. The coding region runs from base 1 to 1965 and encodes 654 amino acids. Gene Ontology annotation, molecular function: zinc ion binding. NCBI's taxonomy places the organism in Eukaryota, Metazoa, Chordata, Actinopteri, Cichliformes, Cichlidae. The record is from RefSeq and is a predicted model, not a curated record.